AUGUCUUCGCAAUCUGAAGAUGACGAGUUGUCAUUCGAUAUCGACGAAGUGAUGGCUGCCAAACGUAAUAAUCCUGGUAUGUUUGUCAGUGCUUGGCAGGCAGAUGAAAAUGAUAUUAAUCUGUGGACAAAUGAUCAAAUAAAAGGUGAUCCAAAAAAACAAUUUAUUGUCGCAGCAGAAAACAAUGAUCUAUCUACUAUCCAUCGCCUUAUUGAGUCAGCUAAACAAAAAGAUGCUGAAGGAGUGAUGGAGUUAAAAGAAUUGUUAUCAGCUAAAGAUCAAGAUGGUUAUACGGCAUUGCAUCGUGCAGCAUAUGGAGGACAUGUAGAAGUAUUACAGUGUCUAAUGAAAUACGGAGCAAACAUAAACAAUAGAACAGAAGAUGGAUGGACACCAUUACACAGUGCCGCAUUCUGGAAUAAAUUAUCUUGUGUUCAGUUACUUAUUACAGCUGGUGCAGAUUUAAAUGCUCUUACAAAUAGUGGACAAACCGCUUUACAUUUAGCUGUUUCAAACAACCAAGGACCCGAGACAUUAUAUUUAUUAAUGGCUCAACCUGGUGCACCAGUUUAUGGCGUACGCAAUAAGUUAGGCGAUGAAGUAGCUGAUAUUAUCAAAAGAAAUACACCUUAUGGGGAUGUUUGUUAUGCAUUCAGUGAACCAGUAACUAAUUUAUUGUGAAAAAUAUAAAUGAUUCACUUUUUUCCUUAUCUUUUGUAGUGACUUUUGUAUAAUCUUGUCUUUGGGGUUUUCGACCGGUUGUUUUUUAGAUUGAGUUGACCUAUAUAUAAAAAGAUAGGCAGCUCAUGUAUAUACUUCUGGUAUUUUCGUAAUGUCACUCAAUUCAGACAGAGAGCAGUUCUGUUACAUUAGGCGUAUCUUAUUCGCAUGUCACUGUAAGCCCAACCACAUAGUUAUUUCCUCACACUUCAACUAAAGACUGAUUAUGAGCACCGUUUAAGGUUGAGAAAAUACAUUCUAUCAAAUACAGAGUGUAAAAAUGAUGAAUCAGAUAUUUAUUGUCCUGAGGCCCCCAAAUGCCCUGGUAUGGCCGAGAGCGGGGUGGGUUCGCCCUCUCUCUCGAAAUACUCUCACACGGCCGCGCGUAUACAGCCUCUGCCAGGGGAGUCCUACUCACUGCCUUCUCGUGGCGGGGGUGUUGUUUACGAAAAUGAGAGGACGAAAAGCGAAUGUCCGGCGCUUUAACCGGAUUCCAAAUCUAAGGUGCACAUGGGUUCCAGUAUCCUGCGGGAACAAAUGGUGUAUGAAUCAAU
Messenger RNA from Schistosoma mattheei, 1274 nucleotides. The record is from the annotation of a GenBank genome assembly. Lineage: Eukaryota; Metazoa; Platyhelminthes; Trematoda; Strigeidida; Schistosomatidae.